Molecule: messenger RNA, 1508 nt
Organism: Eucalyptus grandis
Lineage: Eukaryota; Viridiplantae; Streptophyta; Magnoliopsida; Myrtales; Myrtaceae
Product: protein OSB2, chloroplastic
Exons: 7
Coding region: 36-1115 (359 amino acids)
Biological process (GO): positive regulation of helicase activity; mitochondrial DNA replication
Cellular component (GO): mitochondrial nucleoid
Molecular function (GO): single-stranded DNA binding
Source: RefSeq, a predicted model, not a curated record
UCUUUCCCUCCGGGCAAAUUCGAGUGGAAGCUGCAAUGAGUUCACUCGCUCGAUCGCUCCGGCGAGCUGCUUCGUCGCCGCCGUCCAGCGCCGCCGUACCGGCGCUGCUGCGUCUCUGCUCCUCGUCUUCUUUCGAGCGCCACUCGGCCGCUUCGCCCGCCGUGGCGUGGAAGCCCGCUGCCACCCCCGGGGCCAGGUCCGCCGAUAAAGCGUCCAGAGAUGGUGGUGGUUCCGGUUCCUCCUCCGCCGCCGCCGUCGAUUGGCCGAGGCCGAGCGAGAUACCGUUUCAGGCCAAGGUCGCCAACUCCGUGACCCUGAUCGGUCGCAUCCGCCUGCCGGUUCAAUCCCGGAACGGUCCCGACGGCAAGCUCUGGGCGGGCACCGUCGUCACCCGCGACGAGUCUCCGGACUCUCCGUCGCUCUGGAUUCCCAUCACAUUUGAAGGUGAUUUGGCUCAUGUUGCGGCUUCACAUCUGAGAGAAAAUGAUCAUGUCUGUAUUGCUGGACAACUGAGCACAAAUCCACCCCCAUUGGAUGUUAACCAGGGUCAGACCAAGGUCCAGGUGAUGGUACACAGCAUUAACUUUGUUGAAGGAUCUUCUCAAUUGAAAAAGAGCUCUGUCUCGCAUAGAAAUGAAAAGUCUACUGGUAGUUGUGCUGUUACACAAAAGUAUGAGGAAGGCCCAUGGAAAGACCUCAUCGAUAAUCCGACAGACUGGUGGGAUAACCGUGACAAUAAGCACCGUGGAUUGGUGAGUCCUAAGUACCCAGAUUUUAAACGGAAGGAUGGUGCUGUUGCUCUCUGGCUUGGUAAAGCACCCAAGUGGGUUUUGCCAAAGAUUGAAGGCCUUCAAAUUGACGCUCAAUUUUGUGGAGCUAAAAUUGCAAAGGAGCAAAAUGGUGAUGAUGCCUGGAAGAGCUUGUUGGAAAACCCAGAAAAGUGGUGGGACAACAGAUCAAACAAGCUUAAGGAAAAGUCCCCCGACUUCAGGCAUAAAGAGACCAGGCAAGGCCUUUGGCUGGAUGGCUUGCCCUCUUGGGUACUAGCCAAGUUGCCUCCGAUUAAAGCUCAUGAAGGUGUGGCUCCAAACAAGAGUAAUAAUGUGCUCUCUUGAUCAAUGCAAGUAGGGAAGAAAUUCAGGAGGAAGUUGAGUCUGAUGACUCGAUUCCUAGUUGGUAAGGCGUACAAAUUAUCAAAGGUUGUUGGAUCAUGAGAAACUUAUGCUUGACAGAUUUGGCCUGUCAUCAUUGCUUGGUCCAGAAGCUGCAUUACAGGUUAUUUAAUAAAAAUAAGAGUUCUUUUGGCUGAAACUGCGGAAAAGGUUUGAAUCAUUGUAGAUUUGGACGUGUGAUGGUAAUCAACGCUGUUAGCUUCCUAUUGAACAAUAGCAUUUCCCUUUUCUCCUCUUGUUCUUUUUUUAUUUUUCUUUUUGCCUAUUGUGUACAUUGGUGAAUAUAUUGAUAUUAAAGAGACAAUUACAUUGGUGAUAAGCGUUAUUCUGGAGGAA